AUGGAGGAUACAGAAGAUGCUACUCAGGCUACGCAAGUAACUGUAAAUGAGGGCGAAAAAUCCUCCGAGUUGGGAACGCAAAGUGAAAAUGUCUACUUAAAGCUGGUUAUGACUCGAAUGGGUGAUGGGAAAACACAAGUCAUACCUCUUUCGCGAGAUGUUCAUAAUGGUGUUUGGAGAUUUGGUAGACAUCGUACUUGCGAGGUUUCCAUAGGAGGUCCUAGGGUUAGCAAUUUUCACUUUGAAAUCUAUCAGGGUCAUGCUAGUGAAAUGGAAUCACGGGAUAACGUUAUAUUUUUACACGAUCACUCUUCUAAUGGCACAUACUUAAACUUGGAGAGGUUACCAAAAAAUGGUCGCACUAUUUUAUCGCAUGGAGAUGAAAUUCGGGUUGGUUUAGGAGUACCAAAAGAUGAAAUUCGAUUUUUAUGCCAAAUUCCUUAUAACAAGUCAGAGAGCAUGAGAAAAGAAGUGAUUUCGUCGGAGGAAAAUAGAUACGAAGUUCUUCGGACCCUUGGUACAGGGACAUUCGCUAUAGUAAAAUUAGCGGUUGAUUUAGAAACCGGCGAAUACUACGCCAUCAAAGUCAUCAACAAGAAAAAAAUUUUACUCACCAGUUCCGAAAAACGUGCUACGGAAAUGUUUCAGCGAGAAAUUGAAAUAAUAAAAACGCUACAUCAUCCUGGCGUUGUGCGAUGCCGGGAAGUUUUCGAAACUGGCGAAGAAAUAUUUAUUGUCAUGGAAUAUGUGGAAGGAGGAGAUCUUAUGGAUUUCCUAAUUGCAAAUGGUUCAAUAGAUGAACAAGACAGCAAGCCUUUAUUGAAAGAAAUCCUAGAAACCCUUAUUUAUUUACAUGAAUCUGGUAUUGCCCAUAGAGAUAUUAAACCAGAGAAUAUUUUGAUUACCAAAGACUUUCAUUUAAAACUUUCUGAUUUUGGUUUAGCUAAAGUUCUUCAUGGCCAGGGCACAUUCUUGGAAACCUUUUGCGGAACAAUGGGUUAUCUGGCCCCAGAAAUUUUACAAUCCAAGACCACUCCUCCUGUGGGUGGUUAUGGUAAUAAAGUAGACAUCUGGAGUCUUGGAUGUGUUCUAUAUGUUACAUUAACUGCUACAAUCCCAUUUGCGGCUCCAAGUCAAGAAGAAUCUAUCAAACUUAUAUCCAAAGCAGAUUUCCCCAUGUCCCCACUACUGGAAAAUGAAGUAUCUUCGGAGGGAAUCGACUUGAUCACACAAAUGUUUCAACUGGACCCUCAGAAGCGGAUUUCUGGAAGAGAAGCAUUAGAUCAUCCUUGGUUCAAAACUGGAUCGUCUAUUCAGGUUUUAGAAUCCCCACCACUUUCAGAAUGUGAACACAAUCCUACUGAACAAAUCCAUUCUCCUUUAUAG
This is a messenger RNA of Schizosaccharomyces osmophilus, 1386 nucleotides long. RefSeq names its product DNA replication checkpoint kinase Cds1 (gene cds1). Gene Ontology annotation, biological process: protein phosphorylation; meiotic recombination checkpoint signaling. Gene Ontology annotation, molecular function: ATP binding; protein serine/threonine kinase activity; protein binding. Bases 1 to 1386 code for a protein of 461 amino acids. The record is from RefSeq and is a predicted model, not a curated record. The transcript has 8 exons. NCBI's taxonomy places the organism in Eukaryota, Fungi, Ascomycota, Schizosaccharomycetes, Schizosaccharomycetales, Schizosaccharomycetaceae. Gene Ontology annotation, cellular component: nucleus; cytoplasm.